ACACACCCUCGACAAAAAUUUCUCUCUCAAAACACUUCUCUCUCUCUCUAAACCCCUCUCGCUUUUCGCUUCUAAUCUAAAUCUAAUUAGGGUUCCAUGGACUCCAUCAAUUUGUGAAGGGUUUCGUGGUUGCUUUUCGGUGAGUGUUUCAAGGGCGGUGUUGUUUUUUUCCGGAGCUUUGAGAAAUGGCAACCGCGAACCCUUUCGAUCUCUUGGGAGAUGACGACAACGACGACGUCAGUCAACUUGCGGCUAAGGUGGUGGUUCCUGCCGCCGCCGUCCAGCCCAAGAAGGGCGCUCAGGCCCCAGCUGCUCAGCCUGCUAAGUCGGCUAAGCUCCCCACCAAGCCUCCCCCGCCUGCUCAGGCUGUGAGGGAAGGUGGACGUGGAGGUGGCCGUGGCGGCGGGCGUGGGUUUGGUGGUGAGGGCCGUGGGUAUGGCGGCGAGGGACGUGGGUAUGGUCGUGGACGUGGUGGAGGUGGAAGUGGUGGUGGAUAUGGUGGGUAUAAUCGGGAGCGUAGCAAUGAUGAGAACACCAAUGGUUUCUCAGGUGGAGGGUACAGCAAACCUGAGGAGGGAGAUAGGGAUGUUUCUGAAAGGCGUGGAGGCUAUGGAGGGCCUCGUGGUUCCUUCCGUGGCGGACGCCGUGGUGGCUUUGGCAACGGUGAGGAUGCUGAAGGGGAGCGUCCUCGGAGGACAUUUGACCGUCGCAGUGGAACUGGACGUGGAAGUGACUUUAAACGUGAUGGAGCUGGUCGUGGGAAUUGGGGAACUCCCACUGAUGAAAUUGCUUCGGAGGUGGAGCCUGGCACUGAAGUCGAGAAGGAUGUUGAUGCUGAGAAGCCGUUGGGAGAGAACGAGGCUGCUGAUGCCAACAAGGAGAAUGCUGAGGAUGAGCCAAAAGAGAAGGAGCCUGAGGAGAAGGAGAUGACUUUGGAAGAGUAUGAGAAGGUUCUUGAAGAGAAGAGGAAGGCUCUGGCUGCACUGAAAACUGAGGAGAGGAAGGUUGACUUGGACAAAGAGUUGAAGUCUAUGCAGCAGCUCUCAAGCAAGAAGACAAAUGAUGAAAUCUUUAUCAAGCUGGGUUCUGAAAAGGAUAAAAGGAAGGAAGCUGCUGAGAAGGAGGAGAGAGCCAAGAAGGUUGUUAGCAUAAAUGAAUUCCUGAAGCCUGCUGAAGGGGAGAGCCAGAGGCACUACAGUGGUCGUAAUCGGGGCCGUGGAGGCCGUGGUUCAAGAGGUGGAUACAGUGGAGAAGGACAUGGAGGUCACUCGAGCAAUGCCAAUGCCAAACCAGCACCCUCCAUUGCAGAUACUGCGCUCUUUCCAUCUCUCGGUGGCAAAUGAGAGCCCAGCACAUCUAGUUCCAGCUCUAUUGUUAUUUGUCCAUUUGGGAAUGAAUGUGAUAUGAUUAGUGAGUGGCAGGCUAUCCACAGGAAUUUUUACUAUUUUAUCCUUUUUUUCUUAAGAACUAUUUUAUUAUCUAUGUUUUUGAGUGUACAUUUUAUGUCAUGGACAAAUGGAUCAUGCAUCAGUUUUGAGUUGGAAUAGAGAAUCACUGCUUUUGAAAUCUACAGUUUUGAGUUGGAGUGCAGAAUUAAUGUUUUUGA
Messenger RNA from Fragaria vesca subsp. vesca, 1606 nucleotides. RefSeq lists its product as uncharacterized. NCBI's taxonomy places the organism in Eukaryota, Viridiplantae, Streptophyta, Magnoliopsida, Rosales, Rosaceae. The transcript has 7 exons. Gene Ontology annotation, cellular component: nucleus; cytoplasm. The record is from RefSeq and is a predicted model, not a curated record. Gene Ontology annotation, molecular function: RNA binding. The coding region runs from base 186 to 1343 and encodes 385 amino acids.